UGAUGAAAAAUAUUUCUAUUUCAAAGUUGCCAAAACAUAAAGUCGUUCUUGAAUAAUGUCAAACCUUAUUCAAAUCAAAAAUCAGAAUCGAAAAAAUGUCAAUAGACGUUUUAUGCAACCCCACUGAAAUAGAUUACAACGAAUUGGAAGAUUAUGAAGCCGACCCUUUGAUUAUAUGUCACAAAGACUUCCUGUCCAAAGUUACCGGUCCCAUUUUUGAAAAACCCAACGAAACCGUCGAGCAAGAUGAAAACAAAAAGCUUGUCUUCGAAAUCGACGAAUGGUACCCCUUUUGCAACAGUUACUACCCCCAUUCCGAAGAAGUGGAUCCCUUCGCCAGAGUGAAUCAUCUUUUAGGAUUGAAAUCCGCUUCAUCGAGCACCUCUUGCUUGAAAGGUGUAAAGGAGGAAGGAUCCCACAGAAAAUUUCAUUAUUCGAUACGGCAAUCUCAAAUAGAUUAUCUGAGCUCUAAACCACUAUCCUUUUUGAUACUAGGCAAACCAUCAAUAGGAGAAGAAGACCUCGGCAAACAGUUGGCUGAGUACUGGAAGUGCGUCUAUUUAGACCCAGAAACCCUGAUCAGAGAUGAGAUAGAGUCCGGGUCUCGAGCCGGCCAGUGCAUAGAGUUCAAUCUCAAGUGUGGCAGAGCCAUAGGCAUCGACGUCAUCCUGAGGCUCGUCAAGAAAAGAGUGAAAACCGAAUCUGUGUUACACAGGGGUUUCGUUCUCUGCGGGUUACCAGUGAUACCCAACGACCUCUACGAAGAAGACCCCGUAUCUGCCGAAUCUGCCAUCUUCACAGUCCAGGAGAUAUUCGAAGAGAUCAUGGACAAUUUUUACUACGCCAUAGAAGCACCGAUUCAGAACCUGCUGCUCUCAACACCUAGAUUCCGGAGCAUCGAGGACACGAGCGGUAGCGUCAGGGCGUCGAAGGUGGAAUUCGGCGAGCCCGAGUUCAACGAAAGCGUCCCUGUGGAGACAUUAGAAAAGGCACGUUCGAAUCUGGAUGCUACCAAAGAACCCGUACACGCUCCGAUAAGCCAAGAGAUCCCACCGGAUCUCGGAGAUGUUCAAAUAGACAUCUGCGAACCUCCAGAAAUCGGCACUAACUACAAAGAUCAGUUCGAAUUGAUUAUGGAUCAAUUCGACGGUCCGUUCAUGAUCGUGUACAUGUUCUGCGAUAAUCAGGACGUUAUAGACAGACGGGACCAGUAUAGGUACGACAUAUACUCCGAAACUGUUGUCGACUUGCUGAAGGAAAAAACCGAGAAGAACCUCAUCUCUCUCAUCGGCAAAAAGAACCAGUUGGGUUUGGCAGGUAUAAGUCCGAUAGAUGAAAUAUUCGAGAACUUGUCUGGAAUGACUAAAGACAGUUCCGAGUUGAUCCACCUCGUAAAACUACCUAGAGACUUCCCGGCGCAUGUGCAGACGCAACUGCAACGUUUCCACGAUAUAGCCGUUAAACUUAUCGAAGCUCAGAUUUUGAACCAUAACCCGGAGUACUUCCUCAAAGUGGACGGCAGGACCACUAUCAGUCGCAUCUUCAACUCCGUCAAGUGGAAAUUAAGGGCUGCCAACGUUCAGAGGGUUAUUUUACCGGAAAAACUAGUAUCAGGUGAAGCGAUGGGAGUAGAAGGAGAAGACGUCGACGUUCCUAAGAACAUCAACUUCGAAAACAUGGACAAGUGCUUCAAGGACUUCUGCCGGAGGAAGAUUGUCAACCCUAUGUUCAAAUGGGAAUACAGCGAUUGGGGUCCUCGUUGUCCAGUCGCCAUGACCGAAGGAAACUACCAAGAAGGCGAUCCAGCUCACGCUGUCCAGUUCAUGAACAGCAUCUUCUUCCUUUCCAGUCAGGACGCCUUCGUUAGGUUUUACAGGAACCCGAGACCGUUCUUACUCCCUCCGAAUCCCAGGUCGCACGGAAAACUGUACGUGAUUGGUCCAGGAUGUUCUGGAAAAACCGCGGUGUCAAAUUGCCUCGCUCAUCUCCUCAAGUGCAACGUACUCUCUCCAGCCGAGUUGUACAAGAACUUCGUCAACCAGAGACGGGAAAAUCUGAUAGACAGAAUGAUGCAGGCUAUGAUCACAGACAAGCUCACGAUCUUGAACAGAGAGACCUUGCGAAAGCACGAACUGGAAAGGCUCAUUCUGGAGGAGAAGGUGCACAUUUGGCUGUCCAAGUUCCGCGACUACAUCGAGAACGAGAUACUCAAAGCGAAAAAAUCGAAGUCAGACGUACAUCUGCAACUCUCGUCCUUUCCCGUGCUGAUGGGUUUUAAAGUCAAUAGAGACGAAAUAGAGAGAGAGGUACCCUUCGAAGGUAUUUUCUUGAACGAAAACAUUGCCAAAGAACUCUUGGAGCAUCCGGAUAAGAUGAGGAGUUAUCUGCCUGAAGAGCUACGCAAACAGGUGAAAGACUUUGUUCCUGUUACCGUUCUGGAAGAAGACGUCCUAAGAGAUUUUGAACAAAUCGUGAGAAGUUCCGAUAUAGACGAAAUCGUACUUGGCGAAGAAGAUCUUCUGGAGAUGUAUGGAGCGGCCAUAAGACAAGAAGAAAACGAGUACAUGCUGCGAAAUAAUUGUAGAGGUGGCUGGAUAAUUGACGGCUCGACUUACGACUUGAAUUUCUUCCAGCGGGUUUACGACGAAUGUCCCCCAGAUCAUGUCAUCAUCUUGGAGGAUUCCUCCGGUGGUAGUUUCCUCGUUGAUCGCUACAAGAAGAGGGGCGCUAAUAUUUUCACAGAGUACCGUGAAUUCUUUCGUAGUAUCGGCCGCCAUGAGGUCGCUGAAAGUAUCGUCGAUCAAGACUCAGAUCUCGUGAAAGAAAGGUUAGUGGAAGAUAUUUUAGGAGAUAUUUUGACACAAAGACAAUUUCUCGUCGAACCUGGCGAUCCGGAAGAUGUCGCCGAAGAAAUUCUUCUCGAAAGGAGGGAGUCGCAAAUCAACUACAAGAACGAACUCCAAGAAUUCGAGAAGGCCAAGCCGCUAAUACUUGGUUUUCUGGAAAAUUUGAAAAAGGAUGUGAUUGUGGUGGACGUUCAGAACAAAUCCUUAGUAGAUGUGAUGAAAGAGGUAAUUUCUUCGUUCGAAGAUAGAUAUCGUCUACCAGCGGAAGUAUUCGACGAUUUCGACCGUUUAGAGGAAGCUCGGGAUUUCGGAUAUGUUGCAGAUGCUGAGGGCGCUGGUGAAGGUGUGGAUGUGAAAGGGCAAGAAGAAUUCGAAGCUAACAGACGAUACGGCGAUACGUAUGAUUUUUGUCCAGUUACCUUUCACGAUAAGUGGGUGCUGUGGAGAGGCAAGAAAGAAUUCAUGGCUAAAUUCCAGGCUAAAAUCUACUUCUGUUCGAACAAAGAAGAUCUUGAUGCCUUCCUGCAAAAUCCAAGACGGUAUUUGCCUAUAGAUAAGCCGUUCGAUUCUUUUCCUCCACCUAGGAUAUGCGUGGUGGGCAAUGCUAAGUCUGGAAAAACUUCCGUCGCAAAAACAAUAUCCAAAAACUUCGCUAGUUGCUACUUAGACUUUAUGGAAUACUUGAGGAGCAAAGGAGCAGAGAAAGAAACCAGUAAGAACUAUCCGAGCAUACAAGAAUACCUGCAAAUAGAUACACCGCUCAGUGAGGAACUGCUUCAAGAAUUCCUAUAUCCUCUUUGGUUCGGGGAGCCUUAUAAAACCAUGGGUGUCAUCAUCGACGAUUUCCCUAAGCGACCGUCAGACAUCACCUUCAUGAUACAACAUAAAACUAUACCGGACAUCAUAAUCUACUUGAAAGUACCGAAGAAAGUGCUUGGUCAGAGAACAAUCGAGAAGGAACUGGAAGUCUGGGAUGUUCAAGUGCAAGCUGAGCGUUCCAAACGCCACGAAGAACAUCUCGAAGCGCUCUCAAAAUGGGAGAACAUCAGAAAAGAGCGCUUCGAACAACUCAUGGAGUCAAAGAGACAGAAAAGAUACGCUGAAAAAAAACAAAUAGAUAAGGACAACAAAGACGAAAAAGACUCUCAACCUUCUAGGCCGUACAUGGAAGAUUUGAAAGAGACAGACGAGGAAAAAUCGACCAUCUAUUCAAAAUCGCAGGUGUCCUUCGACUCCGUUGCCGAACAAGAGGACAUGGACGAGGUGAACAAACUGUUGUCUGAAGAGUUGCCUGAACCGUUGUUCGACGUAAACAUCGAAGAACUAUCAGAUGUAACUAACAGGAUCAAGGUGGAAUUCGACGAUAGAUUCUCGAAAGAAACAGAAUACCUUAGAGUCAUCAGGGAACUCAUCUUGGCCGCACCAAUACCAUGGGAAGAACUGGCGUCAGAAAAGAAGUUGGAAGUUACACAGUACGCCGCUCUUCUAUCAGUGGACAGGUACAACUUCAGAAAUAGAUCGUUCUUCGAAAGGACCUACGAAAUUUCCAUAGAAGUAGCGGAAAGGCUGUUGGCCUGUGGUUUCUAUUUCCUCAGCAUGUUCGGUAGAACUUGCCCCAUUCAGUACCACAACGACGAUAUCAGAGUUCAACUGUUCAUACCGAUGGAACAGCAAUUCAACGUCUUCCCCUUCAUCCACAGGCAGUAUAUUUAUUUCAUCGUUGGUAAAGAGGCUAGAGAUAUGUUUCGAAAGGACCCCUUGAAAUACGUCGACAUAGAGAAGUUCAACUUUCCCCUUCUACCGGUAAGAAUAGCCGUGAUAGGACCUCCGAAAUGCGGUAAAAGCGCUUUGGCUGAUCGUUUCCGGACGGAGCUAGGUCUUAAGGUCAUCUCUAAAGGUCAGGCGGCUAGGUACGUGAAAAAUUACAUGCCUUACUCGGUUCUUGGCAAUGCAAUGGAGACUCGGCUAAGGCAGGGUCUAGAGCUGAAGGAGAAGAUGGUGUUGAGUUGCGUAGAGGCAGCAACUUAUGAUCCAAGGGCCAUCACUCAAGGUUUUCUGAUGGAUGGGUUCCCGAACAGCGCCAAGGAAGUCAAAUAUCUGACCUCGAUGGGUCUUAUGCCGCAACUUGUUAUUGAUCUCUUCACCGAAGAUCCCGUCGUGUACGACUACGUGUUCAAUGAGGCUCUGAAGAUGUUCGCUCCUCCUUACAGCAAACACUUCCUGGAGUACAGAUGCGAGCUCUGGGAGUCCGAUCAGGAAGCGUUCAGGUCAUGGUUGGACAAAGAGUACCAGAACAUGGCGAGGGUCGCGAUCAACACCUGUAUGUGGGACAUUUGGGAAAGAGCGUUCGAUUUCGUAAAGGCGGCUGUGUACGAAAACAAGCACUACUUCAUCCAUUGCAGGGACGGUUGGCCCCUACGCUUGGCGAACAUGCUGGUAACGCCGCUGGAGUAUAUGGAACGCGAGAGCUCCUACAAAACUUACUGUCCGUGCUGCUUGUACCAUUUCAACAAGUUGGAAUCGGGUGGUUUCCCUCCAGAUCGAACCGGACUGGUCCAUUUCCGGAAGCACUAUUAUUACGUCUGUCCGGAUCACAUCGAAGAGUUCCUGGAGACUCCCUGUCAGUUUAUCCCGCCCUACAACCCCAACAAACUCCCGCCUGAUCUGCCCAAGAAGCUCGAACUGGAGAACGUACCGGAUGACGUUUACCAGAACGGUUACUGCGUCGUGUGUUGCAAGGAAGACAUGAGGAGCGUAAAGGGGAAUUUGAAGUUCGCCACCAAAUUCGGGAACUACGUCUAUCUUUGCGAUUCCUCCAACUGCGAAACGAAGUUCAUGGCGUCGCCGAUGGCCUAUUUUAACGUCACGAUCACCUUGAAGGAUGACAUCAAAUAUCCUUCGUUGAGUUACAAGGACCUUCCGCCGCUCGGAGCCCUGGAACAGUUCGUGGCCAAAGACGUGAUUAACGCCAUCAAGUCCACGGCCACCCUUCGUCCCGUUUUACCAGGAUUGACCAUACAGCAGUCCGCUUUGGUGGUGAUGGCGAUGAACCUGAAGAUCAACAACGAACUUCUCCAGGAAACGGAGAGGGAAAGCUAUAAGAAGGCUUUGGAGUUGACGAAGGACCGGAGGAAGAAGAUGUUGCAGUUCUUGGAGAUAUUCAGGAAGUACAGGAAUCCGUUCAUCUACUACGAAGAGCCGGUGCCUGCGUUGAGGAUCACGGAUUGGAUAAAGGAGAGGUUCGGGAACAGAGUGCCUGCUUGGUCUUACACGGAGAUUCAUCCGGACAAGGCUUUCGAUUUGUUGGAGCAGGAGAAGAAGGAAUUGGAUGAAUGAUUUAUGUUGUUCUGUUUUGUUGAAUAAAACUUAAGUUCAAUCUCUUUUUAAUUGAAAUUUUCGAUUA
Molecule: messenger RNA, 6249 nt
Organism: Harmonia axyridis
Lineage: Eukaryota; Metazoa; Arthropoda; Insecta; Coleoptera; Coccinellidae
Product: adenylate kinase 9-like
Exons: 1
Coding region: 96-6182 (2028 amino acids)
Biological process (GO): nucleobase-containing compound metabolic process
Cellular component (GO): cytoplasm
Molecular function (GO): AMP kinase activity; ATP binding
Source: RefSeq, a predicted model, not a curated record